AACAGAAGUGAGAAGUUGCAUUCAGCAGGAAGGGAACACCACACUUUCAAGCGAUUGCUUCUGUAUUGAGACAUAACGAAAAGUAACCAGCAUGAGUGUGGAUUAUAUUGAAUAUGAGGAUUACACCCCAGGCAAUGAAACUGAGAACAACAUCACAACUGAUUUACUGACUUCCAGAAGUUCGCAGUCUACUUUGUCUCAUGUUCUGGUAGCAGUCAAUAUCAUUAUAUCGGUUAUCGGUCUUGGAGGAAAUUUAUUAGUGAUAUGGAUCUGUGGAUGGAAAAUGAAAAGAACCGUCAUCACCACCUGGUACAUCAGUCUGGCCAUUUCAGACUUUUUGUUCUGUGCCUUUUUGCCCCUGGAAGUAUUCUACAUGAUCACCUCACACUGGCCGUUCGGCCUGGUGUUUUGCAAGCUCACCUCCUCUGCCCUGUUUCUCAACAUGUACAGCUGUGUGUUCUUGUUGGUUCUGAUCAGCGCCGAUCGCUGUAUAAUUAUUUCUUUUCCUGUGUGGUCUCAUAACCACCGGACAGUGCGGAAAGCAUUUGGAGUUGUUGUCCUCAUGUGGGUCCUUUCUGCAAUCCUGACGUUGCCCUCGCUGAUCUUCAGACAAACCAUAGUCCACGGCUCGGUCACCCAGUGCUACACCAGUUACAUGGGCAAUUCCAGACACAAGGCAGUGGUCCUGACCCGAUUCAUCUGCGGAUUCCUGAUUCCUUUCCUAAUAAUUGUGUUCUGCAGCACGGUGCUCUGUGUGAAGCUGAGAAGUUUGACCAUCAGGACAACAAAGCCUUACAAAGUCAUGACGGCGCUCAUCUUGUCAUUUUUCUUCUGUUGGGUCCCCUAUCAUAGCUUUGUUCUUUUGGAGGCAGACUUAAAGAACCACAGCCUUGAAGUUCUUCAAAAUGGCCUGAAGGUGGGGGCCACCCUGGCUGCAGCAAACAGUUUAAUUUCCCCAGCUCUCUAUGUGUUCAUUGGCAACGACUUUAAACAAAUCCUAAAGCGGUCUUUGACAUCGAGGAUAGAGGAGGCAAUGGUGGAGGAUUUCCGGACAGGUGGUUUCAAUCAGUCAAGGUCAAUGGAAAUUAUCUAAAUUCAAGUUUAAACCUUUGUCAUCAAUGACAAGGAUGGUUUCACUUUACAGAACAUGAUUAUAGAGCGGGUGAUAUUGACAAAAUCAUGUCAUGGCAUAUUUUACCUGUGUAUACUGUAAAUUCAUGUAUGUAUCAAGGAUUUACUUGUAAGGAUGAUAUAACCUCAUUGAUUUUUACACAAAAUAAAAUUUGCAUAACACAUUGAUUCAUUUGGACUGUGUUGGUAAGCUAUGGAUUAGCCUCAGACAUUAAUUCUUACCUUUUACUUUUUAAGAAAUAUAUAUAUAUAUUGUUAGUGUUUAUAUUGUUUUUAAGAGUGUGAAUAAAUUGAUUGUUAUUUUUGCAAACCCUGCAUGCUUCAAAUUGCCCCUUGCAGGACAAAUAAAGCAGGCUAUUUUGAAUUGAUUGAGCUGAUUUUGAACUAAAACAUAGUGAAAAGUCUAUUGGGCCAUCAAAACUUUUAAAUUAACAGCAUCCAAACACUGAAAUAAACAAACACUUGUAAUUGUAAUUAAUCUUAUAAUUAGUAAUUGAUGCAUAUUUACGUUUAUAAAAGAAAGUAAACAAAUGAGUGUUGUACUUACAUUUUUGUUACUGUAUUCUGUUCUGUAAAUUAAAACUUCCUUUUGAUUGAAUGUAGCCCUACUAGAAAGCAGUAGGCUACUGUUGUACUUAUUGUUGUAUUUGUUUUAUCUAAAGUCAAUUUAAUACAUUAAACUUGCUCUUAUUCAAUUUCUAUGUUAAAAUGGAAAAAAAAAAUGUAUAUGAACGUGGGAUCUCAUUCAUGUAUUAAGGGAA
This is a messenger RNA of Anoplopoma fimbria (sablefish), 1892 nucleotides long. Its product is annotated as chemerin-like receptor 1. Gene Ontology annotation, cellular component: plasma membrane. Gene Ontology annotation, molecular function: complement receptor activity; G protein-coupled receptor activity. The record is from RefSeq and is a predicted model, not a curated record. The transcript is spliced from 2 exons. Gene Ontology annotation, biological process: regulation of calcium-mediated signaling; complement receptor mediated signaling pathway; chemotaxis. The coding region runs from base 92 to 1093 and encodes 333 amino acids. NCBI's taxonomy places the organism in Eukaryota, Metazoa, Chordata, Actinopteri, Perciformes, Anoplopomatidae.